UAUAAAUACCGGGUGUUAGGCUCUAACGACGAGCUAAAGCUAGCGCCCGUUGCCCCUGUGGGUUGCGCCGCACCGCGUGGUUGCACCGAAUCUUCAUUCAAAACAAACCGAGGUGCUGGUAAAGAAAGUCUUCUUUUUGUGUGAGCUCCGUAUGGCAAUCGCCCUUUCCCUACCACGCCACUACAGCCUGUCGUGUUUAUCAAUGGCCUGCUGAGUUGGAACGAGCUUCUACACUCUGCUUUUCCCUAGGUCCCCAGGACUCUCGGCCUACCGACGUCUCCUUCCCAAAGGGGGCUGAACCGCAUCGAAAGGACACUCUUACCGUCCAGGAUGUCGUUCUUCUUCGGAAGGGGAAGGACACGAACCAACACUGUUGAUUUGCCGAAGCAGGCGCGGGAGCAUGUUACCAAACUAGAGGGGCCAGCUGGUGCAGCAAAGGCCGAGGAGCUCGCCAGAGUUCUUAAUCAGAUGAAAUCCAUCCUGCAAGGGACCUAUGAGGCAGAUGUGAGCCCGGAGCAGAUCUACCAGCUGGUGACGUCCAUAAUCGACGAGGACCUCCUUUACCUCCUCGCCGUAAACCUCCACAGGUUACCGUUCGAGUCGCGGAAGGACACCCAGGUCAUCUUCUCGUACGUUUUCCGCUUCCGCCCGCCGACCGCCUCCGAGAACAGCGAACCAAUUGCCCUGGCAUACGUCGUCGACAAGCGGCCGCAGGUCCUAGUUGCGCUAUGCAGGGGGUACGACCACAAGGAGAGCGCCACCCCCGCCGGAUCGGUGCUGCGAGAGGUCUUGAAGAGCGAGGCCGCCGCGGCCAUCAUCCUGUACGAUGACGGAGACGAGCUGGGGUCGAGCGCGCAGGGCAUAAUGGCGAUAGAGAGGGACCGGCCGCAGAGCGGGAAUGGCGUGUUCUGGCGUUUCUUCGACUGGAUCGACAAGAGUUCUUUCGAGGUGGCGGCCGACGCCUUCACAACAUUCCGGGAAGUCCUUACCAGGCACAAGGACCUUGUUCCCAGGUAUCUAGCCAUCAACUUCGACCUCUUUUUCGACAAAUACAAUCAUAUUCUGGUCCAAUCCAACAGCUACGUCACCAAGCGGCAGUCCAUCAAGCUCCUGGGCGAGAUCCUACUCGACAGGUCCAACUACAACGUCAUGACGGCAUAUGUCGACAGGGGCGAACACCUCAAGAUAUGCAUGAACCUGCUCCGGGACGACAGGAAGAUGGUCCAGUACGAGGGCUUCCACGUCUUCAAGGUCUUCGUCGCGAACCCGCACAAGUCCAUCCCGGUCCAGAAGAUCCUCCUGAUGAACCGCGACAAGCUGCUGACCUUCCUCUCCCACUUCCUCGAGGACCGGACCGACGACGAGCAGUUCAUAGACGAGAGGGAGUUCCUCAUCAAGCAGAUCAGGAACAUGCCUCCCACGCCUGUGGCACCUCAGCGCUAGGUAGUCGAGGUCGACUUGGGGUUCGGCAAACGGUGCAUUUGGAUUGUGUGUAUAGCAGGAAUUUCGGAGUCCGGGGUGUUCAUGAGCUACGGUCGCAUGUUGGGUUACCUUGACGCCGCGGGUAGGUGGCAGGUUGGGGUUAGUACAAGUCCGGGGCUUCCCGAUCAUUGGAACUGCUUGGGAUUCUGGCGAGGUUAGGAGGCAGUAGGUAGGGAGACCAUUGCUGUAUUUUUGUCCCAUAGCACGCACGAGUGGGGCCAUCCUCCUGAUGUGCCACGAGAAACAAAUACACAAUACUCUA
Molecule: messenger RNA, 1744 nt
Organism: Phialemonium atrogriseum
Lineage: Eukaryota; Fungi; Ascomycota; Sordariomycetes; Cephalothecales; Cephalothecaceae
Product: Mo25-like protein
Exons: 4
Coding region: 331-1443 (370 amino acids)
Biological process (GO): intracellular signal transduction
Molecular function (GO): protein serine/threonine kinase activator activity
Source: RefSeq, a predicted model, not a curated record